CGCUUUUUGGAAUACCCCCGAUCCACACUCCAAUUCAGUUAGUGGCGGUAAUGCAUCGAUAAGCUUGGUCUGCCAACUGCCAAUGAACACAAAGAAGAAGAAGUAAAACGAAGAAGAAGAUUAACAGCUGUAAAAGAAUGGCAGAGGGGGAAGACGAUUAUAUGUCUGAAGCUUUUCUUAACCCAUUAUUAGAUGUUCGGCCAGGUGUGCCAAUGUUGAAACGUGUAAAGACGGUUUUGAGAAAGGAGACAAAAGCAGCAAUUACUCAGAGUCAUCAGAAAAGCUACAAAGAACAGGAGCAGGAAAGACGAGAUGCAGCUCUGCAAACUUCUAUAAGCAGAGAAAAUAAAGGGUUUGCACUGCUGCAGAAGAUGGGGUACAAUGCAGGACAAGGCCUGGGUAAAGAAGGAACUGGGUGUGUUGAACCGAUUCCUCUUAAUAUUAAAACUGACAGGGGGGGCAUUGGAUUGGAAGAAUUCAAGAAAAGGAAAGCAGAAGAGGAAUUACAAAGUUAUCAGACAAAGGUGCAGUUGCAACAACAAAUGGAGAAAAGGGUUUUUAAUGACUUUAGGGAGCGCAAAAAAACUGAAAGAGAGAAGCAUCAUAUUGAAGUUGACCUGAGAAAAAGCCAAUUGGCCUGUGAACAUCUGGACAGCCAGAAGGGUAUAAUUGUUCCAGGGAACAGUUGGCAUUGGCCUGAAGUAGAUACGAAUGAGCCCAGCAUUGAUAUAUGUGAACAGGAAAAGGAGGAAUUGACGGCAUUGAUGAAGCUGCAGUUUUUGACAUCUUACUUAAGGGGUGUGCAUUUCUACUGCAUAUGGUGCGGAACAGCAUAUAGUAAUGAUGAGGAUUUACAGACUAAUUGCCCUGGUGAAACAGCAACAGAUCAUGAUGACUAAAUCAACUAUUAAUAGCCAUUUUGUCUACCCCUUUUCUUGUUACAUGAGGCCUUUUUUCAUAUAUUUUUUAACAUUUAAAUUCUGUUGAGUUGAAGGUAGUUCAGUCAAUAUAUCUGAUUAAUGAUUCUGCUUUUCUGCCUUUAAGAAAAAUAAACUUCUUUCUCAUCUGUUUAAUAGACCAACUGACAUUUAA
This is a messenger RNA of Trichomycterus rosablanca, 1092 nucleotides long. RefSeq names its product G patch domain containing 11 (gene gpatch11). Bases 138 to 899 code for a protein of 253 amino acids. The transcript is spliced from 8 exons. Lineage: Eukaryota; Metazoa; Chordata; Actinopteri; Siluriformes; Trichomycteridae. Gene Ontology annotation, molecular function: nucleic acid binding. Gene Ontology annotation, cellular component: kinetochore. The record is from RefSeq and is a predicted model, not a curated record.